Molecule: messenger RNA, 2358 nt
Organism: Oldenlandia corymbosa var. corymbosa
Lineage: Eukaryota; Viridiplantae; Streptophyta; Magnoliopsida; Gentianales; Rubiaceae
Source: the annotation of a GenBank genome assembly
GGGUUUUCCCACAUGGCAUUGGAUGUAAAAUAUCAUUAUUGUAAAGAUUCAAAUUCUCCAACUGGCAUAAGAUACUUUUUAUUUCAUUCUUAUCAGUCUCGUCUGAUAUAAAUGCAUGAGAAGGCAGUACUGGAAAAAAAUCCAGGUCCAACGGAUUCAACCGACUUCAACGAAAUUCUACGAGAAAAAACCCCCCCAAAAAAGGUCAACUCGUGAAAUUAAAAUUCCACCACCACCUUAAUUAAGAAGGCCCUUCCAUGGCUUUUUCCUCCUCCUCCGCUGCCUGACUGUCAUUUUUUCUCUCUCUUUCUCCGCCCUGUUCCACCCCGAAGCCGCCUGUGGAUUUCCAAACCCCCCGCAGGCCCACCUCCACCGGCUAACUUCUAACGCGUCAUUUCAUUUUCCUCCUCCUUUCAGAAAUAAAUUCAAACGAAUUUAAAUACCCAGCUCAUUCCACCCUCCCCCAAAUUGCAAAGCUCUUGAAUGAUCAAAAUAAUAACGUUAAUUACCAGUUUCCCAAUUCCAAAUUUGAUUGAAAUUUCAAAAUAAAAACAGAGCAAUAACUCAUUGCUCUCCUCCUGAAAUGGUGGCUUUGAAAAAAAUGGGUUGGUUUUCGGAGCUGAGCAUUCGGAAACACGGCGACAAUACAAAUGAAAAGGGCAUUUUUUCCUCCUCCUCCUCCUCCCCUGAGUCGAAGAAAUCUGACAAUAUGGGAAUCCUGGCGUUCGAGACGGGAAGAACAAUGUCCAAAUUGGUGUCUCUGUACAAAUCCCUUUCGGAUGCAGAGAUCUCCAGGCUGAAAAAUGAGGUGACCAGGUCUCAGGGGAUUAGGUAUCUGAAUUCAAUGGACCAAGGCCUGCUUAUGAGCCUCGCAUGCGCGGAGAGGCUCGAAGACCUCGACAAGGCGGCCAACGUGGUGAUUCGAUUAGGCCAGAAAUGCCGGGAUUUCGGGUUGAAUCGUUUCGAUCUCGUUUACAUGGAUCUCAAACUCGGGAUCGUUGAUUUUAAGAAGCUGGUUUAUGGUUCCAGAGAGAUCGAGAAGAUGAUUGGGAAAAUGGAGAGAUUGGUUUCGGCAACGUCAAAUUUGUAUACAUCUUUGGAAGCUCUGUCGGGAUUGGAAAUGUCUGAAAGGAGGAUGAAUCAAUGGAAAGACAAAGCACCACCGACUCAACCCAAGCCAAAUGUUAACCUUUUCAAGCAGAAAUUGGAAUCACAGAGAAAACAGGUUCAAUAUUUUCGAGAAACCUCCCUCUGGAGCAAAACGUUUGAUAAGAGCGUUGGACUAAUGGGUCGGGUUGUUUGCUUCGUUUACGCCCGACUUUGUGCAGUAUUCAGCUCUCACGUUCCAGUUCCUUCCUCGGUUUGCUUGAGAAACACAAGGUCUUCGCUUCAGAGUCAUGAGAACAUUCUCAAAUUUCAGCCGGAAUAUUGUCUGAUUGAGCCAAUAAUGAAGGAACAAGUUCGUUCACAUUCCGGGUCGAUCGUGCAAGGCACCAAUAAGCCGAUUCUGGUUCGAUUUUAUAGCCAGAGAUCAAAGUAUUUUCAGCAAGAAGAUGAUGGUUUUGGUUCAUUGACUGUUACAAAGCAUAACAGGGUAUUCCAUGCCGCAGGGCCCUCUACCGUCGGUGGUUGUGGGCUUGCUUUACGUUAUGCUAAUGUGAUUUUAAUGGCAGAGAAAUGCUUGUAUUCGGGCGAAUCAGUAGACCCGGAAACGAGACAAUCCAUGUAUGAAAUGCUGCCGGAGAAUCUUAAAUCCUUGGUCAAAUCAAAGCUGAGUAAAAAUGUGAAGGGAACAGAGCAUGAUGAAUCAUUAGCCUCGGGAUGGAGAGAAGCUUUGAAAGAGAUAUUGGGAUGGCUUGCUCCGAUGGCGGACGACACCGUGCAAUGGCAUUUGGAGAGGAAUCCGGAUAAGAUGAAGUUUGAUGCAAAACCUCCCGUUUUGUUGCUGCAAACGUUGCAUUUUUCGGAUAAAGAGAAGACUGAAGCUGCCAUUGUUGAGGUCCUUGUUAGCUUGAGUUGUAUAUUGAGGCACGAGAAUCGCUUGUUGUGACAUUAUAUUAGUCGUUUACUAGAUUUGGAUUUGGCAAGUUCAACUGUGGAAUAGGUGUAGAUGUUUGUUAGCUAUAAACUGUUAUAGUUAGAAUUAACUGAUUGCAAAUGAGUUCUUUGAAAAAGAGAAAAAAAAAAAAAAUCAAACUAACAAAUAUACAAGAUAUGUUUUGUUGUAUCCUAUGUUCUUCUUUUCAUUUCCUGUAAAUAAGUUGAAACUGAUUGUUUGACAUUAAAUUCUCUAGCUAGCUUUGCUUUUGAGUUGAUUCUUUCAUAAGCUUUGUUAAUUUUCAGAAUGCUGCCUUAGGC